AUGGGCGCGGCGCGCCUCGCCCCCGCGCCCGCGCCCCCUGCGGCUGCUGCUGGCGGCGCUGGCACUGGCGUCGUGCGCCGCCGCCCCGCCCGAGCGCCCGCAGCGCUCCGCCAACCUGUCCCACAUCACAGGCACCUCCCGGACCAUACAGAUGUUCCUCAAGAACCGCUAUCUCCAGCUGAUGCCGGAUGGCACCGUCAACGGUACCACAGACGUCAACAGCGUUUACAG
Messenger RNA from Brenthis ino (lesser marbled fritillary), 231 nucleotides. The record is from the annotation of a GenBank genome assembly. Lineage: Eukaryota; Metazoa; Arthropoda; Insecta; Lepidoptera; Nymphalidae.